Messenger RNA from Rhizophagus irregularis DAOM 181602=DAOM 197198, 1209 nucleotides. RefSeq lists its product as uncharacterized. The record is from RefSeq and is a predicted model, not a curated record. NCBI's taxonomy places the organism in Eukaryota, Fungi, Glomeromycota, Glomeromycetes, Glomerales, Glomeraceae. Gene Ontology annotation, molecular function: protein binding.
AUGACCCAAUUUUGUUUAUUCAGACCACCCAAAGGUGGUUAUUUAUCGUUUUUACCAAAUGAGAUUUUAUAUAUCUUGUUGGAUCAAUUAGAUGAUAAAGAUCAAUAUCAUCUUUCUUUGACUUGCAAAAAGUUUUAUCAUUUAGUAAGAUUGAACUUAUUUGGUAUCGUGACACCAGUUUGGAAGGAUGCGGAAGUUAUCGGUUUGGAAAAUUUAUCCGCAUCUUGUUAUCGUGAUGGUGUUGUCGUAAAUAAUUCCUUGUUCAUACCAAUUCUCGCAAAGAAGGAACCUUACUGUUUAUCCAUCAACUUAGUUCAAAAACCGUUGAAAUUGAUUCGACAUCCAAUUUUAAUUGACUUUAAUACCGAAUCUUUUUAUGAACCUUGUGAAUUUAUAGCAACCGCUGCUAUCGGAAAUCGUUUAUAUAUAUUUGGUGGUAAAAAUUUAUACUCAGGAGAAAUUACGAACGCAUUUUACGAAUUAAAUAUAAAUACUUUUGAAUUAAAAAAGGUACAUCAAAGUCAUCAUUUGCCUAAACCAAGAAUGAUGCACACGUUAAAUUCGAUCGAUAAUCACCGAUUGGCGUUAUUCGGUGGUCGCAUGUGCAUGAACGGUAAAUAUUACGAUUCAAAAGAUUUUGCAAUUUAUGAUGUAAAGAAAAAUUCAUGGGAAGUUAUAAAUAACGAAUCCGCAUUCGUACCAUCAAGAAGAUCGAAUCAAUCUACAAUGUUCUUUAAUGAUAAACUUUACAUAUAUGGAGGACAACAAAUAACCUCAUCUUCUACAUUGAAUCGUAUUCACGAUGAUCCUGAUAUAUGGGAAUAUGAUACAUUGAAGCUUAAUUGGAAAAGGUAUUUGAAUGGAUUAACAUUAUCAGGAUUAUUAUUACCAAAAAAUUGUAUUUCUACAAGUGGGGUAAAUCCAUCUAAAAGAUGUGGUGCAGCGAUAUUUCCGAUACGAAAAAACAUAGGAAUUUUAGGAGGUAUUGAAAUGAUGCAAAUUAAUGAAGAAAUUCUUACAUGGGGUCAUAUGAAAAUUUUAUCACCCAUGAAACAAACUUGGGUUCAAGUUAAAGUUAAAGAAAUGCCUCGAAUUGAAUGUGUAGCAUUUUAUGUCGAAUAUAAAUUUGGAACAAAAGAUAUUUUCGUAGUCGGUAAAGAUCAAAAAGAAGGAAAAAUAAUUACUGGAUGGAUUAAAGACGAACAAUAA